Verticillium alfalfae VaMs.102 is the source of this 1161-nucleotide messenger RNA. RefSeq lists its product with no specific name. The transcript is spliced from 3 exons. Gene Ontology annotation, molecular function: protein binding. Lineage: Eukaryota; Fungi; Ascomycota; Sordariomycetes; Glomerellales; Plectosphaerellaceae. The record is from RefSeq and is a predicted model, not a curated record. Bases 1 to 1161 code for a protein of 386 amino acids.
AUGAUUAUCUUCGCGCAAAGCCGCUGCCAAGCUAUCCACGAGGCCGCAAGAACAGGUGUCGGUAUGCGCGAGGCGUUGUUGGGUCAAAAGCGUUAUAUUGAUCACCUUGACGACUGCGGACAAACAGCGCUGCACCUUGCCAUAGCUCGCGGUCAUGUCGACGCCCUGGAUUUGCUGCUGGAGGCCAAGGCAAACACCAAUCUCGAGAACGUCGAGCGGGAAACGCCCCUGAUGCUGGCGACUAGGCUGGGCUUGUCCAACAUGUGCAGCAUGCUUGUCAAGGCUGGCUGUGAUGUAGACAAAGUAAAUGUCAUGAAGGGUCUCAAGCCGGACGGCAUCUUCAAGGCCACAGUAUGGGACAACUUCCUGCUCAGAGUUGAUAGGCCGGGUUUUGACCAUUUACGUUGGCCGCGUGACUCGGCAUUCUGUAGGAGUUUCUCGCAAGUGUUUGUUCGCAUGAGGAACCACGUCCUUGACGAAGACAUCAAGGCCUUGCGCAGCAUGGUCCAGUCUCUGGAGUCGCCUGACCCGCGCAACGCAGAGGAACAGCUAUCGCAUCUGCUACACGAGAAAGAAGCCUGGGGCAGAUUCGACUUGGUCUCGACGUAUCGGGCCAUCAUGAUCCAGCUGCAGGAGAAGAUGUGGCAGGCCGCCAUUGAGUCGAUCGAAGAGCACAUCGAAGUUUUGAUGGACGAGAUGAUUUCAUCACCUUGGGAGCUCGAAAGUAAGGUCUGGAAGUUGUCUAAAUUUCUCCACCUCCUCGAACCCGACGCCGGCAACAUUGAACGCGACACGCACAACGAAAGAAUGCAAGCAGCGGCUGAAGGAAGUACAAACGCGAACUUGGAAGACAGCGUUGAGGGGGCCACGGACAUCGACAGUGGGUGGGACGCUGUCAGUGAGGAUGACGGCGAUGUAGCAGACGGGUACGACAAAGAUAUACGCAGUCGAACACGGAGAUUGCGAAGAUACGCGGCAUUCCAAAGACGGCUUGCGCUGGAUCAGGCGAAACUGCGGCGCAGAAAUUGGCAUACGGCGCAGGCAAAUCCAGAGUCGGACGGCGGCUACAGCUCGUCCGGGGAAAGCGAAGAGCGGGACGAAGAGGCCGAGUCUGUGUCGUAUAAGACAAGUGACGGAGAGGCCAGUGUCGAUGCGAUCUAG